CGAACGUGUAGGUUACAAUUGGCAUCAGUCCUCAAGUUUCAUUACACGGCAGCUAUUUCAAGAUAAAAUCCAAAGGUAUUAACUUUCUAGGCAUCAUGCGAAGCAGCAUUUCCCAGUUUGUUACUCUUCUUUCACUGACAGUUUUCUACUUAGUAGUCAUCGGAUUUAAUGGAAUCUUGGCAGAAGAAUAUGCCAACCUGAGAAAAAUGGAAGUUGAACAUCGGCGUAAUCUUUUGGGAAACCUCACCGAGACGCGCGAUCAUUACAGUGGACAUGGUUCACAUGGAUAUAAUAGGGGACCUUAUUCAUCAACAUCACAAGACAAAUAUAAGAGACCUAAGCCAGACUAUUUAGCACCAAAACCACAAUCUAAACCAUCAACGUCGUCACAUUUACCGUACAAAGCUUUGAAUCAAGCUCCGGCUUAUAAAGCACCAUCUUACACUCCCCCAGCCUACAAUCCAGUAGCAUACAGCCAACCUGCUUACAGUCCUCCAACUAACAAACCUCCAGCCUCCAGUUCGCCAGCUUACAGUGCUCCAGUAUACAAUUCACCAACUUACAGUCCUCCUGCUUAUAACCCACCUGCAUACAGUUCUCCAACCUACACUCCGAAAGGUGUUGAAUCUCCUGCUUACACAGAAUCACCAGGUAACAAAUCACCAGCCUAUCCUUCCUCAGCAUACAGCGAGGCCCCAGCAUCAGAGCCUGAAUAUCCUUAUCAAAACAUUCCAGAAAAAAAUAAUGGUGUCAGGAAGGGAAUUUUUCAUAACAGUGAUUUCCCAAAGUUUGAUGACUUUGUUCAACAUGUUGAGAGCAUCAAAUUUGAUCAAUUUAAAAUUUAGGUUAUGAAUUAACUAUUGCCUAUAUUUAUGCAUUACAUAGCAAGUUGAAGCAAAAAU
Daphnia carinata is the source of this 902-nucleotide messenger RNA. RefSeq lists its product as uncharacterized. The record is from RefSeq and is a predicted model, not a curated record. The coding region runs from base 96 to 845 and encodes 249 amino acids. The transcript is spliced from 2 exons. NCBI's taxonomy places the organism in Eukaryota, Metazoa, Arthropoda, Branchiopoda, Diplostraca, Daphniidae.